Molecule: messenger RNA, 3299 nt
Organism: Anoplophora glabripennis (Asian longhorned beetle)
Lineage: Eukaryota; Metazoa; Arthropoda; Insecta; Coleoptera; Cerambycidae
Product: sorting nexin-27
Exons: 8
Coding region: 60-1580 (506 amino acids)
Biological process (GO): signal transduction; intracellular protein transport
Cellular component (GO): early endosome
Molecular function (GO): phosphatidylinositol-3-phosphate binding; protein binding
Source: RefSeq, a predicted model, not a curated record
GCCUCGGUGGGGGUAGAAAAACAAGAAAACGUAAACGUGCUCGAUAGUCACGUCAAAAUAUGGCCGACGCUGAUGCGGUCGUUAGAAGUGGUGCGCGAAUAGAGAAUAUGAAAGUGUCAAAUGGACCCCGUGUGGUAACGAUUAACAAGACUGAGACGGGGUUCGGGUUCAACGUUAGGGGACAGGUUAGCGAAGGUGGUCAGCUGAGGAGCAUCAACGGGGAGCUCUACGCCCCCCUGCAACAUGUCAGCGCUGUUCUGGACAGGGGGGCCGCCGAGCAAGCCGGGAUCAGGAAGGGAGACCGGAUCUUGGAAGUGAACGGCGUGAACGUAGAGGGCGCCACCCACAAGCAGGUGGUGGACCUGAUCAAGUCCGGCGGAGACGUGCUCACCCUCACCGUCAUAUCGGUGACGCAGCAGGAGGCGGAACGGCUGGAACCGUCGGACGACAGCCAGGUGUACUACGAUUACAGCGAGAAGAGGUCGCUGCCGAUCAGCAUCCCCGAUUACCACUACAACGAGAGGGGCGGGGAGCGGUACGUCUCCUUCAACAUAUACAUGGCGGGCAGGCACCUGUGCUCCAGGAGGUACAGGGAGUUCGCCAAGCUGCACAGCGACCUGAAGAAGGAGUUUAUGGGUUUUACAUUCCCUAAACUGCCGGGAAAGUGGCCUUUUACUCUGAGCGAGCAGCAGCUGGACGCUCGCAGAAGGGGCUUGGAGCAAUAUUUAGAGAGGGUGUGUGCUGUUCGCGUGAUAGCCGAGUCGGAUGUGAUGCAGGAUUUCCUCACCGAUCAGGACGACGAGAACAACAGCAGCCCUGUCGACUUAAAAGUAUUAUUACCUGAUAGAGAUGUAGUGACUGUAUCGCUUAAGAAGAGUGCUAAUGCGGAUGAGGUGUACGAUGCGGUGGUUAAGAAAGUUGGGAUGAGCAAGAAGGUGUCCAAUUAUUUUUAUUUAUUUGAAAUCGUCGAAUAUAACUUUGAGAGGAAGUUGCAACCGAACGAGUACCCCCACAACCUGUAUAUACAGAACUAUAGCACGGCAACCAGUACUUGCUUGAGUAUUAGAAAAUGGCUGUUCUCCCUUAACAAGGAAUUGACCCUAAUGUCCGACACCCAAGCGACUUCAUACAUAUUUUGGCAGGCCGUCGACGAGGUGAACCGCGGGUACAUCCACGCCGGCGAGCGCCUCUACCAACUGAAAGCCUUGCAGGACAACACCAGGGCCGCGGAGUACCUAAAACUGGCCCGCGAGCUGCCCGGCUACGGCGAAGUGGUCUUCCCGCACUGCGCCUGCGAUUCCCGCAAGGACGGCCACGUUAUUUUAUCGCUGGGUACGGCCGGUAUCAAACUACAUGCUUGCAGGGAGGAUGGCACUCCGGAGAGCCAGGUGGUAGCGCUGCAGUGGGACUCUGUUAGGCAGUGGGAGAUCGACGAGGAGGGCAUGGCGUUCUGCUUGAAGUACAACAGGCAGGACAAGACGCCGCGGUGGCUGAAGAUCUUCACGCCUUAUUACACCUACUUAAUGGACUGUUUCGAGAGAAUCAUAGAAGAGAGCAAAUGGCUGGACACGGGCGAAUGAUUCCCUCCACCCGUCGUCCGAAUAGGUUCCUCGUAAAUACAUAAUCAAUUACACUGUGUAAAAAAUUCUAAUUAAAAAAAAAAUACGGUAGUCCCUUCAAAACCUACUAUAUAUAUGUGAUGUAACGUGUAUUAUAUACUCUUAUCUAUUUUUUAUUACCUUAUUAUGAAGCUUUAAAGGAGGCCAUUUAGAAUUACUAUUAGAAAAAGAAACAUGUUAUGCACGAUCUGUGGCGUUUUUCUGUUCUGUUCUUAGUGGAAACGGUAAGAUUCGUGAAAUGUAGAAUUCAUAAUUAUCGUCCGUGUGAUAGAGAUCAAAUGAAACAUUUAAACGUAGGCAAAUUGUAUAUAGUAUAUCAAUUUUUUUUUAAUUUUUGUUUUAACUGUAGUCGGCAGUUGUUUUGAACUUUCCCGAGUUAGGCAGGUUUAGACGUAGCACGAUCACGUACUUUGAAAAACUGUAGUUAAAAAAAAGUAGGGUUAUGGUUCUCUUAAUUCAUAUCGGUAUUAUUCUACUGCCGUUGGAGUCGUACGCAGCCCGAUGUCAUUCGUUAUUGUAUAUACAGAGUGUUUGGAAGGGAUUACUCCGGUUUGAUUAGCAGAAAUAAUGGUUAUACACGAGUGUUUCAGUCUUCCAAGAAUUUCUUUCGCCUCGUUUAUAUGUCUGCCUGUAACGUUUUCAAUUCGUUCGUAUACGCACUUAAAAAUGUGUAUUUGUCUUGAAUGUCACCGAAUUUUAACUAUUUCAGUGUAUUUUUUCUCAAAUAUUUAUCGUUUGGUUUCUAUGGAUCGUAAUAAAUGUUAGGGUAUUCAAAUAAACAGUUUUCUUAGUGUAUAAGACGAUUGUUCCGAUACUUAUAGUAUAUUCGAUUUUGUUGCGGCUGAUCCUUUUCAAACACCCUGUCAAUUAUUUAACAAAGAAAAACAGCUCUUCUUCCAUUCUUUCUUUCCAAUUAUAUGUACAAUUUAUUUUGCUUUUAUUUAUACUGUGAUGUCCAUUUCACGAGGUGCUGAUGUAGUUACUUUUUUUUAUAAAUUAUGGACUGUAUGGUUUUUGUCAUUUAUUUUUAAUAAUGGGCUUCGCAGUAUAUCGGAUUUUGAGUCUCUCUUUGUAUGCUGUGUUAUAUUUUGUUAUAUUCUCAAAGCGGCCAUUGCCGGAUUUUGUUUGCACUAAAUUACGAUUUUUAGUUUUAUAGAGAAUAUUUAUAUACUUACUAGCUCAGACUUAUUUACAUGUAGGCGAUUUGAUAGUAUUAUAUUUCUAUAUCCUAUCAGAUCUUUUUUGUAUAAAAAGGCUAAUAGUGUUGCCCUGAUAAGAUAUAUAUCUGUGUUGAGUAAUGUGUGCAAGGUGUUCCACUAAAAUUCCCCAGUCCGACAUCUCGAAGACCAAGCGAGGCGUCUAAGUUCGAAAAAAGCGUUGAGCUCUCCAUGAAACUAGAUGGAGCAAACCCGAGAAUUUUUUGCGACGUCAGGUGAAGGUUGUGAUAACUUUUGUUCAAAAACUGUUUUUAUUACAAAAGCGCUAAGAAUUUGACGGUUUUCAUGUGGUUCACUUUUUUGCUGAAUUCAGAUCUCUUGAUUUUUGAGAUAUCGAAAUGUGAGGCUUUAAACGGAAUGCCCUUCACAUAUUUUUAAAAAUUUACCUUUUUCGUAGAGGAAUAAUGGAGUUUUCUGGCCGUUAUGCACCAAAUUCGAAAAUAAAUAAAUUAUGAAGUAUUAA